Molecule: messenger RNA, 1746 nt
Organism: Hyaloperonospora brassicae
Lineage: Eukaryota; Oomycota; Peronosporomycetes; Peronosporales; Peronosporaceae
Source: the annotation of a GenBank genome assembly
AUGCAACUGCGGUUUCCAUUGCCUGCGGGGUACUUUGCCAAGUUUGACUUGUUGCCAGACGAGGUGCAGGAGCACAGGCUGCUCGCGAGCGACAUUAUCCGCGAGACAAAGCGCGAGUUCGACCGGUACGUUAAGAACGGCCGCAACCGCAUUGACUCGCGCGUGUGGAAGCUCGCCAAGUCCAAAGACCAGCUGCAUUGCUACCGAAGACGGGGCACGGAGGGGUCCGCGCACCAACUCGGUCUGCACAGCGGGUCCGGGACGAGUCGACACGAUGCGUACGCCGCCCACUCGUCACAUCUCUCGUUGAGCUCUCCCAGUCCUUCGGAGCACAGCGACCUGACCUUCUCGGCGCUCUCCAUGCGAUCGACGAACGACGGAGAGCCGAGUCGCAAGAGCAUUCAGCCGCUGGUGAUCGGCUACGGCGUCGUGCACGGGACUGUGGACGACCUGGUCUACGGUCUCUACCAGUCGUCGACGGACGAGAUGAAGACGUUGGCUUCGUACCUCGGAGACGACUCGCUCAUUGACUGCGCCGUGCUGAAAACGAUCCGACAGACGCGGACGUCCUACCUCGGGCUCAAGUGGAAGCUGUCCCGCACCGUGGGCGGCAAUCGCGACUGCUGCUACAUGGAGUACGUCGGCGUGUCCGAGGACGCCAAGGGCCAGCACUUUGGCUACCACGUGCUCGAGUCCGUGCCCGUGUACAACUGCCCGCACUUCGAAGACAACUCGAUCGUGCGCGCGAACGUGUCGUUCUGCUUUAUCUUCCGACCCGGCAAACUCGCCGACCAGGUCGAGGUGUUCAUGCAGGGCGCGUACGACUCUUCGUCCGACGUGCUCACAGCCGGCGGCGUGGGCGACUUCCGCAGCACAAUGGACAUGCUCUUCAACCUCCCGUCGACAAUGGUCGGCGCCGAGGCGAAGAAGAUCUCGGCCAUGGUGGCCAAGCAGUCGAGCGCCCUCCUGAGCGCGAGCUCGACGCGCCAGAGCAGCCACCACUGCUUCAUCUGCCGCGCCAGGUGGGGGCUGCUGUCUUCGCACUCGAACUGCCAGACGUGCGGCGCCGUCAUCUGCAGCAAGUGCCGCAUCCGCGUGGUCACGUUCUCUCGGCGGGGGAAGAUCAAGGUCGCGUGCUGCAAGAUGUGCAUGGUCAUGGUCCGCGACCAGUCGCCGUUCGCCGGCGAGGAGCUCGAGCAGCAGCCCGCGAGGCCCAAGCAGCCGGUGGCGGGAGAAACCCGUCUGAGCCUCAGCAGCAACUGCAACAGCGUCAGCGCGAAACAACCCGAUCCGACCAACGCCUCGGUCUCCACCAUGUCGCUCACGGACUCGGAGUACUCGGCGUCGUACCAGUCGUGGCACUCCAGUUCCAUGUCAUCGAUGCCGUCGGAUCGCGGCGACAGCUUUGACGGCUCGAGCAGCACCUUCAGCUCGUCGGUGCUCUCGGUGGACCGAAAGAUGCCCGCGGUGCUGGAGCGCCCGCCGCCACCACGUGCCCCAGUGACGUACCAGUCGGAGCAACAGCGCCAAUACGAACAGCAGCAGCUCCAGAUGCAGCAAUUUCUGAUGCGGCAGCGCAUGAAGCAGAACGUUCACAUUGCGGGCGCGCCACCGAUACCGAGUCAGCGCCCACAGCCCACGACUCGGGAGGGGCUGUACAACAAAAUGCUCGAGCUGCGCGUGCAAGCGGAGCGAGCCUACGACCUGACGAACCAGAACGCCAGCAUGAUCAACUCGCAGCGAUAG